GUUUAGCAGUGCAGCGUAAGGUAUCUUGAGUAUCAGCUACCGCGCUCACAACCCAAUAGUUCGGUUGAGGUAAUGGCCGCUAUAAAUUUGGAAGAGUUUGAAAAUUGUGAUAUCCUUUCUUCCAUCUCAAGUCUAACGCAGUCCUAUCAAUCUAAACCCUAGACUACCUUUACCAAGCAAUGAAUACAUUACCAAAGCUUUCCCUUUUCCCAUUCCAAUGCAAUCCUAUGACCACUCUAUCCUUUCCGACAAGCUCUCCUCUUUCCUCAAAGGAAGCCGGCUCGCCGAUCCUAGGGCCGUCCACGGCCUCGCCUUCAAACUCGGCUGCAUACUUUCCUCCAUUUUCCUAUCAAACAAUCUCCUUUAUGCAUAUACUUCAAGUUCUGUCACGGACGCCCACCGACUGUUCGACGAAAUUCCCCACCCAAACUCCGUUACUUGGUCCAUAAUGAACUCGGCUUACGCUCAUACGUGCAGGAUCAACGAUAUCAUUUUACUGUUCAGGAGAAUGCUCAAUUUAAGGAUUUUGCCUAACAACUUUGUGUUUGGUAGCAUCUUCACUGGUUGCGCUAAUGGCAGAGAUUUACAAACUGGGAUUCAAAUACAUUGUAGCGCCUUCAAAUUUGGCUUUACCCAGCAUACAUUUGUAGCUGGCACAAUGAUUGAUAUGUAUUCGAGGUGCGGUAAGGUAGGGGAGUCAUGGAGAAUUUUCAACGAGACUUUAGAGAAAGAUGUGGUGUCUUGGACUACCGUGAUCACCUGCUUGGCGAAUUGUGACCGGCAUGAAUGCCCGGUGUCUGCCUUUGGGGUGUUCAGGGAGAUGAUUUGCAGGGCAGUUUGGCCCGUAGGAAUGACGUUUGUAAGUGUUCUUAAGGUUUUUGACGAACCUGAGAAGCUCAGACAAGCAACCCAAGUGCAUGGAUGCAUGAUUAAGCUCGAGAUUGAAUUGGAUGGUCCAUUGGGGUCGGCGCUUAUUGCAAUGUAUGGGAGAUGUGGAGGGAUGAAAGAAGCAGUUAGAGUCUUUGACAGGAUUGAAAAUGAUGCAGUCUCAUUAAAUUCACUGUUGGUGGCUUACAUGCAGAAUGGUUACUAUAAAAAUGCGGCAUUUUUGUUCAAGAAAAAAAUAGAAGAAAAGAUGGAAGUCGAUCCAUUUGUUGUUACAAGCAUGAUAGGGGUUUUCUCAGCUUUGGAGGAUAUUGGUAAGGGUAAAGAAAUUCAUGCUUAUGUCAUUAGAAAUGAUUUCUUUUCAGAUGUGUCAGUUGGCAAUUCACUGAUAACACUCUAUGGAAGAUGCAAGGAAACUAAAAUGGCUGAGAAACUGUUUCAGUUAAUGAAGAUUAAGGAUGCUAUCUCUUGGACUGCAAUGAUGACUUGUUACAGUCAGAAUGAUCUUGGAAGAGAAACUUUCUCAUUGUUCCUUCAUAUACUACGUGAAGGGAAAAGCCCACCUAUAUUUUGUAUCACCAGUGUAAUUUGUGCUUGUUCUACAAUAUCAAGCCUUCAUUCGGGAGAACAGAUGCAUGCAAGGAUUGAAAAAAUGGGGUUGGAUUCUAGCCUAUUUGUUGCAAACUCUCUUAUAACCAUGUAUGCGAAGUGCGGAAGCAUAAACUCUGCAUUUACUGUCUUUGAUUACAUGAAUGAAAGAGAUAUUAUCUCUUGGAAUGCAAUGAUCAUGGGAUUUUCACGGCAUGGUUUUGUGAAAGAAGCUCUACAUUUAUUCAGUGAGAUGCAGAAGUCAGACGUUAAGCCCGAUGAAUUCACUUUCACUGGUAUUCUCGUCUCUUGCAGUCGUGUUGGUCUAGUUGCUGAGGGUUGGGAGUACUUCAAUAUGAUGACUGAGCAUUAUGGACUGGAGCAUAGGAUGGAACAUUAUGGUUGCAUGGUUGAUCUCCUUGGCCGUUCUAACAAGCUUAAUGAGGCUAUGGACUUCAUUUAUGCCAUGCCAUUUGAACCAGACAACUUAGUUUGGGAAACCAUGCUUGCAUCAUGCAAAGUCCAUGGUGAUGCAGAACUAGUCAAUUAUAUUGCAAAAAGGAUAUUGGAAAUGAAACCAGAAGAUGCUUCACCGCACAUUUCUUUAUCCACUAUGGAUGCUUUCAUGGGCAUAUGGGAUAGCAAGGCUUUACACCGAGAUAAGGUGAGGAGUCUAGGACUCUCAAAGGAACCAGGGAGAAGCUGGGUUGAUGUACAUAGUUGGUUGAAAGAUCUGGAAACAGGGGAACCUUAUAGCACUGAAGGAUGUCGUGCUGCUGCCUGACAUGCAAUUGCAGACUUUUGGUGUAACUAUUGUGCUUAUUUUGUUUCUUAAAGACACCAGCAAUCAAAUGCGUUAGUGGAAAGCCCAGGGACUCCAGGCAAUAUAUUCUCCACUAGUUGAUUGCAAACCAUUUUGCGAUGGAUUUUAAAUCUGAGCUUAUGAUGGUAUCCUUUCCAUAACAUACAUAAGCUGUGAGAAGAACAGUUUUGAAAUCUAAGCAUUGAGGCAGUUAAUUGGCCCUCAGGUAUCUUUUGUUCUGCGAGCAUUUUGGUCACCUUGAAGAUCUGAAUAAGAGUAGCUUGCAGGUUAGCAUGGUACUUCACUUUUCCACCAGUUUAACAAGAAAAUAGCAUGAACAGAUGAGCACUCAACAUAUUAGGGCAAAGCAGGCCUUCCUGGUCUUCAUGGAAUCUGAAACAAAUGAAGGAUCUUUGUUCUUUAUCUUGAUCAAGCUGCAAGCGCGCAAUCAGGCUGUUUCUGAACACGUCAAAACGUGUUCUAUCCACUUCAUCCUAUUUUCAAGUUACAGCAAGCAUGUUUUAAAGGAGAAGUGAUUAGAAUACUUGUGAGGUUCUGCACCAGAGAAAUUCUCAGCAGAAAAAAAUUGUAACUUCUCGAUUAUGAUUCAUCUUUCCAACUCCAGAUGUAAGUCUUUGAUACCUGGUUUUAGAAUGAUUAGCGUUUAUUUUACUGAUAUAUUGACAUAUUAUACAAAUUUAUCAAAGCACUGCUAGCAAAUAAAUUGAUAGAAUGAUUACUUUCUUAGGAGGGCAUCAAGUUUCUUACAAUGCGCCAAUCAGCUAGGUGACAACAAGCACCAAACCCCCACCAAAAUAUUUUGAUUGAUCUUCCUUAAGCAACACAAAUUGAGUGAAGUAAAAGAAAAAAAAAAAUCUAUUUGCCCACUUUAGGCCUGCUUGUCAUUCCCUCUGCCCAUUAGCAGAUCCGCUGGCAUGCUCUCCUCCAUAAGAAUGGUAUCCGGCAAGGGUCCUUCCGAUUGCUUCUUUGGUGCUCUAACAAGCAGCUUUGACAUCGGCAGAUCAUUAUAGUCUUGGAGGUGAAAGUGGGCCUUUACGGUUGAGGCUUCUUUUAUGUGCGGCGGCUUCUUCCUCCUCCAUUCUUUUUGCAAUUUUUUCUUCUUGAUUUCCACUCAGAUCUACAAGGGGCCUAAUGGCCUGUGGCCUCACAGACUUGGCCAUGGAUAUUAGCGUGUUCCUUCCUUUAAAUGGCCAUGGAGAAGCUUCGCCACUGUAUCAGUCCUCACCCCACCUCAGAUGAAGUAGAAGGGUCUUCAUUUUUCUUAUGUUCCUCAAAAUGAGUAGUUUUCCCUCAAUUAUAUCCCUCGUAUUGAGUAGAAAAUUACUUUGUCAGAUGAAGAGUCGAUGGAGGUGCUAAAUACUGGGGCCAUGUGCUUGUGGGGCAAGCUAUCGGAAAACGCUCCUUCUACGGUAACUUUCUUACUGCUGUAAAUUCACUUUGGAAGAUCAAAGAUGUGUUCAACUUGCUGUCUUUGUUGGA
This is a messenger RNA of Dendrobium catenatum, 3775 nucleotides long. Its product is annotated as pentatricopeptide repeat-containing protein At3g53360, mitochondrial. The transcript has 2 exons. Lineage: Eukaryota; Viridiplantae; Streptophyta; Magnoliopsida; Asparagales; Orchidaceae. Gene Ontology annotation, molecular function: protein binding; RNA binding. Bases 218 to 2257 code for a protein of 679 amino acids. Gene Ontology annotation, biological process: RNA modification. The record is from RefSeq and is a predicted model, not a curated record.